ACAAAAAACUGUGUGUGAUGUUAUGCACAGUUCAACCUUCUCAACCUUCUGCGAAAUUAAAUUUAAGUGAAACUAACAAUAUAUCCUUUUAAUCAUGACUGUUGCAAAUUUGAGGAAGCGAUUAGAUGCCGUGUUAACAUUUCUGGAACCUUACUGGGAAUGGGUUAAUUGCCAUAUGGUAAAUUUCUUAACUGACAAUACAUGGGAAACGUUUGUACCCGCAGCUCUACAAAAGGAAGUAGUAGAUGCAUCCCAACUAGCUGCGUGUAUCGAAACAAUAUUUUGGUCAAAAGAUGUACAGAAGAGUAGUUUAGAAUAUCCAGAGUGUUAUAAGUUUGUUAAACUAACUCAACAGCACAGUCUGCAUAGCUUUGAUGACAUUUUACUCACUUUAGAUAAAUUUCGCGAAAUAAACAAUAUAGAAACAUAUAAUCAUUUAAACGUUAAGGAAUUUAUGAGCUUCAAAAAAAAACACGAGGUUGAAAUGACCGUAAAUUUAUUAUACGGUCUAUUGAAAUCGGAACCAAAAGAUGACGUUUUCAUAAUAGACGCUGGCGAUGGGAAGGGUUAUUUGUCCUCACGUUUGGCAUUGGAGUAUGGAUACAAUGUAUUGGGAAUAGACAGUAAUCAAUCAAAUACCGAAAGUGCUUUAGAACGUAACCGCAAGUUGCAAAAAGCUUGGCUGAGCCUAAAGGCGCGUGCGGAACUUGAAGGCUUAGAGCCGACGAGCAAGAAAGAGAAGCUAAAGAGAACGAAAGGGAUAGCUCCUUCUAAAACAGCGUCAAAUUAUAAAACAACUUCCCGUUUUAUAACAAACGAUUUGGUUUUCUCCCAUUUGCUGAAAGAGCAUUUUCCUGAUGCCAACUGCGCUUCAAGUAGUAUAUGCUUAACGGGACUACAUACUUGCGGCAAUUUAGCCUCCACCUGUCUGCGAGUAUAUCACUCCCAACCUGAAUGCAAAUUUCUGUGUAACAUUGGAUGUUGCUAUCAUUUGAUUAAAGAAAUGUACUCAAAUAGGGAAAGUUUUGCUAAUAUGGAGAUAAUGAAUCAGCAAACAGAGCCUGGGUUUCCAAUGAGUCAAUAUCUGCAAGAAAAGCAAAUUCAAUUAGGUCGGAAUGCUCGAAUGUUAGCUGCUCAAUCAUUAGAAAGAGUCUUAGCUGCCAAACAAAUGCCAAGUCCUUCGCUUUUCUAUCGAGCUCUUUUGGAGGCUGCUAUUCGCGAAGCUGAUCUUCAUUUCAAAGAGAAUAUCCAAAUUGGAAAAAUAAAAAACUAUCAUAAUUUUGAAGAGUACGCCACAGAGUGCCUUAAAAAAUAUCCUUUCUUACCAAUCAAAAUCGAAAGAGUGAAAUACAUACAACAAAAAUAUCAACACUCCUGUCGACAUUUGGAACUAUUCUAUAUGUUGCGCUUAUGCUUUUCUCCGGUUUUAGAAACUGUCAUACUAUUGGAUCGUCUUUUAUAUUUAUAUGAAUUGAAUUACACACAAAGUUACCUCAUACCUUUAUUUGAUCCAAUAAUAUCACCAAGACACUAUGCCAUUAUUUCCAUAAAAAAAUAAAGGGUGAAGUUUUUGA
This is a messenger RNA of Glossina fuscipes, 1574 nucleotides long. RefSeq names its product methyltransferase-like protein 25. NCBI's taxonomy places the organism in Eukaryota, Metazoa, Arthropoda, Insecta, Diptera, Glossinidae. The transcript has 3 exons. The record is from RefSeq and is a predicted model, not a curated record. The coding region runs from base 95 to 1558 and encodes 487 amino acids.